Messenger RNA from Syngnathus acus (greater pipefish), 5100 nucleotides. RefSeq names its product small G protein signaling modulator 1a (gene sgsm1a). The transcript is spliced from 25 exons. Lineage: Eukaryota; Metazoa; Chordata; Actinopteri; Syngnathiformes; Syngnathidae. The record is from RefSeq and is a predicted model, not a curated record. Gene Ontology annotation, biological process: activation of GTPase activity. The coding region runs from base 62 to 3796 and encodes 1244 amino acids. Gene Ontology annotation, molecular function: GTPase activator activity.
UUCUUGGAGUCGCACGUCUCUGUUUGAUGGGAGGUGCUGCGCGUGCAGGAACACAGGACCCAUGGCAACAAUCAUGGCAGAAGCUGAGACGCGCCAGAAGCUGCUGCGCACUGUCAAGAAAGAGGUGAAGCAGAUUAUGGAGGAAGCAGUCACCAGGAAAUUUGUUCAUGAAGACAGCAGCCAUAUUGUUUCCCUUUGUGCUGCGGUGGAGGCAUGUGUUUUGCACGGGCUGAAACGUCGAGCGGCAGGCUUUCUCCGAAGCAACAAAAUCGCCGCCCUGUUCAUGAAGGUGGGCAAGAGCUUUCCCCCCGCUGAGGAACUGUGCAAGAAGGCCCAAGAGCUGGAGCAGAUUAUGGGGACUAAACGAAGCCAAAGUUUGCAAAGCCAGGACAGCCUGCGCAGAAUGCCUCGGCUUCCCAGCCUCACGCCAAAGGCCAGUAAGAACCUAUGGAUUCGGACGGCUCUUUUCGAGAAGGUCCUAGACAAGAUUGUCCUCUUCUUGGUGGAAAACAGCAGUAAAUAUUAUGAGAAAGAGGCUGUUCUAAUGGACCCUGUAGAUGGACCUAUCCUUGCUUCUUUGCUGGUGGGACCUUGCGCUUUGGAGUAUACAAAAAUGAAGACCGCCGACCACUUUUGGACCGACCCCUCGGCUGACGAGUUGGUGCAAAGGCAUCGCAUCCACAGUGGUCACUGCAGGCAGGACUCGCCCACCAAGAGGCCUGCGUUGUGUAUCCAAAAGCGUCAUUCCAGCAGCAGCAUGGACGAGCGCCCCUCUCCGUCGCCAUCAGCACGCGACUACGUGGAGUCACUGCAUCAAAACAACAGGGCCACGCUGCUGUUUGGCAAAAACAAUGUGCUCGUUCAGCCUAGGGACGACAUGGAGGCUAUCCCGGGUUACCUUUCCCUUCACCAGACGGCUGACCUCAUGACACUGAAGUGGACCCCCAAUCAACUUAUGAACGGCUCCGUCGGUGACUUAGACUAUGAACGAAGUGUGUACUGGGACUACGCCAUGACAAUCCCUCUUGAAGAGAUUGUGUACUUGCACUGCCAUCAACAAGUUGAAAGUGGGGGCACGGUGGUGCUGGUCAGUCAGGAUGGCAUCCAAAGGCCUCCCCUUCGCUUCCCUAAAGGAGGUCACCUGCUUCAGUUUCUCUCCUGCCUGGAAAAUGGUCUGCUUCCGCACGGUCAGCUGGAUCCUCCUCUCUGGUCUCAGAGGGGAAAGGGGAAGGUAUUCCCGAAGCUGAAGAAGAGAGUUCCUCAGGGAUCUGGAUCAACAGACUCCGUCUCAGAUAAGGAGGAGGAAGAGGCAACAGACUAUGUCUUCCGCAUCCUCUUUCCAAAUAGCCUGUCAGACUUUGUGACUCCACCAGAUUUGAUGGACCAGAGCUCUGCAAUGUGGCAUCCCAGUCUCAGGAAGUCUUCAUGCUCAUCCUGCUCCCAGGGAAGCCUCUCUGAUGGGUCCACGCCCAAAGGGUGCAACCAAGAGAGGACUCCUCUGAAGCUGCUAUGUGACAACAUGAAGUAUCAGAUCAUCUCUAGGGCAUUUUAUGGCUGGUUGGCGUAUUGCCGUCACCUGUCCACCGUGCGCACUCACCUCUCGGCUCUCGUCAAUCACACCAUUGUGUCGCCUGACGUGCCGUGCGACGCAUACCAAGGACUCACUCCAGAUGUGUGGCAGAUGUUCCUGCAAGACUGUAAUACCUACAAGGAGCAAGAGCUGCUUCGUUUGGUCUAUUUCGGCGGUGUGGACCCAUCUUUACGUAAGCAAGUGUGGCCGUUCCUCUUGGGGCAUUACCGAUUUGGAAUGUCUGAAACAGAAAGGAAAGAGGUGGAUGAGCAGGUGCGCUUGCGCUACCAGCAGACCAUGCGUGAAUGGCUCGGCUGCGAGGAGAUCGUUCGGCAGCGGGAGAAGGAACAACACGCUGCAGCUUUAGCUAAGUGCUCUUCAGGGGCGAGCAUGGACAGCACCAGUUCAAAGAUGGUUCAUCAUGACUCAACCGUCAGUAAUGAGUCACGGUCCUCCCAGAGUUCAGACAGACAAAGUCUGGCUCGUCUGCAGAGUGACUCCAGCAGCAGCACACAGUUCUUCACAUCAUCCCAUCCCUUCCCCUGGAGUAGUCGGCUUCCCUUUGGCUUGUUGUUGCAGGUGUUUGAGUCUGUAGAAGAGGUGGAGCAGAUCGAGACAGAAUCCAAGAGCGAAGAAGCCAAGCAGGUGCCAAAGAUGACCAGUGGGACAGCUCAGAACGGCCCAAGUUCUCCUGACUCUGGGCAUCCCUCUUCCCGCAACUUCUCGGUUACAUCCGGCCUGUCGGACGGCUCGCUCAGCACAGAGGACAGCGCCGCACCCGAGGCUGCACCAAGAGCUUCGGCCAAACCUCCUCAGGAUGCAGGUCUAACAGAGCAAGACAAACGUGAGAAACCCAAUGUGACCAAGACUGAAGUGCAAAAUGACCCGGAAGAGUCCAUCAAGUCAGCGGAUCCCAAAGUAGAGGAGGCUCAGCAUGGAGGUGGUUCCUCAGUGGAGACUGAAGGAAGCAAAGUGCCUGUCAAAGAUAGUAUGUUGACACCAGGAACAUGUACCGAAUCCCAAGAUCACGCUGAAGAAAGACUGAAAAACAAAGACGCAACAAAAACUCCAGGAGAGCGUCAAACUGAAUGGAUCAAAGUGGAAGAGAAAUCCAGCCAAGGUGAGACAUCCCAAGAAGCGAGAGGAGAUGCUGCCGUCCCAAAUCCCAGAACACUUGACAAGAAACUAUCUUUAUCAGCAGACGCUCGGGUGUCAAGAGCGAGAGAAGCCUACUGUGCCUCUCAGAAGGCCGAAGCGCAGGUCCUGACUGAGUCUGACGAGUCUCCCUCAGCCAUAGAGAUGGAGGAGAUUCCCAAAGCCAAUGUCUCCAUGGCGCCCUGGAGCAGGAAGGCUCACUGUGAGCCCUUGUCAUCCUCCGAAGACUCGGAUCUGAGACCUGAGGGUGGGCAGGAAAAGCCCAGUCCGGAAGGCACUGAGUCCAUAUUGUCUGAGGAGCCAGAGAUGGAGAGCCUCUACCCUCACUUUGAGUCUCUGGAUGGCUGUGCAGACAGCGCAGAAGCCAGCUCCCAAGCAUCUGCAGGAGGCGCCUUCUCCCAAGAGCUUUUAGACUUGUACACGUUGAAUUUGCACCGCAUUGAAAAGGAUGUACAGCGCUGUGACAGGAACUACUGGUACUUCACUCCUGCAAACCUGGAAAAGCUCCGUAACAUCAUGUGCAGCUAUAUCUGGAGGCACCUCGACAUCGGAUACGUUCAGGGUAUGUGUGAUCUGCUGGCUCCGCUUCUCGUCAUUCUGGAUGAUGAGGCUUUGGCCUUUAGCUGUUUCACGGAGCUCAUGAAGAGGAUGAAUCAAAACUUUCCACAUGGAGGGGCGAUGGAUACGCACUUUGCCAACAUGCGCUCUCUGAUCCAAAUUCUGGAUUCAGAGCUAUUUGAGCUGAUGCACCAAAACGGAGACUACACUCACUUCUACUUCUGCUACCGCUGGUUCCUCUUAGACUUCAAACGAGAGCUGGUCUACGACGAUGUCUUUGCAGUCUGGGAAACCAUCUGGGCGGCCAAAUUUGCCUCCUCUAGUCAUUUUGUCCUCUUCAUUGCCUUGGCCCUGGUAGAGAUCUACAGGGACAUCAUUCUGGAAAACAAUAUGGACUUCACUGAAAUUAUUAAAUUCUUUAACGAGAUGGCCGAACAUCACGAUAUCAAGCAGAUUUUGACCUUGGCAAGAGAUCUGGUUUACAAGGUGCAGAUGCUGAUAGAGAACAAGUGAUAGUCACGUGUGUCCUCUUUUUCCUUCCAAUCAAGUGUAAUCAUUUGUAGCAGCAUUACAUGCACGCACGCACGCAAACAAACACACACACACACACACAAACAAACACACAUGCAUUAUACUGUACAACAAAAUGCCUUUACAAUCAUUGGUUGCAGCCUUGAUCGAGCCUCAAUGAGUGUACAGUAUGCUCCUCUAUGUUAAUUGUGUAGUCAACAGGUCUAUGAUAUUACACUUUAUAAAGUACCUGUCAGUAUCUGCAAAUACAUCUUUGUGUUUUACGUCAAACCUUUAAGUGUCAAUGUUAAUCAAAACGUUAGGUUAGUUGCGCAUUUGAAAACAAAACUGAGAUAAAUUCCAACUAUUUUGAAUGACUACUUAUUGAUAAAGAAGUACUGUAUGUUGCUUAAACUUGUUAAAUAGCCAAGGUUUACAAGAUUAGAUUACAAAUAUAUAUAUACUACUUCCCCAACUUUUCCUCACAUGUGAAGGAAGGAAAGAAGAAUGUUAGUUUUACAGACACACUUCAAACCUAUUUAGAGCCGAGUUACCACGUCAGUGAUUUUAUAUUCAGUGUUUCCAAUGUUCUCAAGCUGCUUUCCUGCCAAACGGGAUGUCCUUGUUGUGUGGGAAUUGUUACUCGUGAGAUAAGUAAAUAUCAAAAUAUUUAACAACGCACGUUCCACAUAUACUAGUCAGUCAUUCAUGUUCUUUUGGUGUUUUUGUUCUGGGAAGAGUUUUGUAUUUUGUCCAUCAUACCACUUGAAUUUUUGUAUUGUUUAUCAGUUUUCUUUUGUUGCAGCAAUGACAUAAUUUAUAGAGAACACUGAUGAUUUUCGUUUUUUACGUGAUCUAAUGAGGUACAAAAGAAACAUGUCCAUGCUUGUGACUUUUUUUCAUGUUGUUUGCAAAAAAUAUGAUGAAGAGCAGCUAUUUUAAUGUUUUGGCAUAUUUAAUCAUUGAUGAUGAUAAAUACUAUGUGCUUUUAACCAUUCAGUUAUUACUCAUAAUAAUUUCCCAAAUUUCAAGCUUCCUAUUUAUUGCCUCUGUUGAUGAAUGUGGUAAAAUUAAUUGCAUUGAUGUUUCUUUGUGAAUGCAAACUGAUGUCAGUAAGCCUACUUUAGUUGUCUCAUUUAUUUGCUUUUUUAUUUCAUGUUUUUAUGGAACGUUGCUAUUUUGGUAAAACUUGUAAUUUUAUUUUUGCCAAGUUCUAACUGUAUUGUAAGACAAAUGAUUAUAAAAUUAUAUUCUAAGAGCUCAUAUAUAAUAUAUAUUAAAUGGUAUACGUUAUUGUAACAUCAAAA